Messenger RNA from Anthostomella pinea, 1086 nucleotides. Lineage: Eukaryota; Fungi; Ascomycota; Sordariomycetes; Xylariales; Xylariaceae. The record is from the annotation of a GenBank genome assembly.
AUGCUUCUCUCUAGCCUCUUCGUCCUGUCGUCGUUGGCAGUAGCCCGCGCCGCGCUCACGUACAAAGGCGUAGACUGGUCCUCGGUCAUCGUCGAGGAGAAUGCAGGAAAAUCAUACAAGACGACUAGCGGCGCCGUCGCACCCCUCGAGAGCAUCCUCGCCUCCAGCGGCGUCAACACAGUAAGACAGCGCGUCUGGGUCAACCCGUCCAAUGGCAACUACAACCUCGAUUACAACCUAAAGCUGGCGAAGCGAGCCAAGGCCGCCGGCCUGGGCGUCUACCUAGACCUGCACUUCAGCGACACGUGGGCCGACCCCAGCCACCAGGCGAUCCCGUCAGGAUGGCCUCAGGACGUCGACGACUUGGCCUAUACGCUGUACAACUACACGAUGGAGGUGUCCAACGAGUUCGCCGCGGCUGGCAUCUCGCCGUCGAUCAUCUCGAUCGGUAACGAGAUCCGCUCUGGACUGCUCUUGCCGACGGGCUCUUACAACAACUUCAACAACAUUGCGACCCUCCUCCACUCGGCGGCAUGGGGUAUCAAGGACAGCAACUUGGCCACCCAGCCGCAGAUCAUGAUUCACCUUGAUAAUGGUUGGGAUUGGGAGACCCAAAAGUGGUGGUACACUUCGGUUCUCGCUGAGGGUCCGUUGGCGACGUCUGACUUUGACAUGAUGGGGGUGUCAUAUUAUCCAGUACGUGACACUUCAUUUCAUCUCAUGGCGCAGAGUCAUCUCAACUCGGCGGCCACGCUCGCGAGUCUCAAGACCAGCCUGACCAACAUGGCCAGCACCUGGGGCAAGAAGAUCGUCGUCGCCGAGACGGACUGGCCGACGUCGUGCCCGUCGCCCGCCUAUUCCUUCCCGAGCGACCUUGCUAGCAUCCCGUUCUCGGCGACGGGCCAGACGACGUUCAUGCAGAAGGUCGCGGCCGUCGUGGCUGGGGUCAGUAACGGCGUGGGUAUAUUCUACUGGGAGCCGGCGUGGAUGGAUAACGCGGGUCUGGGAUCGUCUUGCUCGUCCAACACCAUGUUCUCGUCUGCUGGGACCGAGUUGUCCAGCUUGGACGUCUUCACCACGAUCUGA